CUCGCAGGUGCUCGAGAUUUAGUUGCCAAAGUGUUUAUGUCAACUAAAUUUCAAGACUUUGCAUACGAAAGGCAGAAAUGAAACAAUUUUAUCAAUAAUCACCUAUUGCUGUCUACACAUUAUCUCCUUGCUGAAGUCUUAAAACAGCUGGAGCUAGCGAGAUGGAAGAAAUAAACAGUGACAUGCCCUUGUUGGAGGGAGAUGAGUUUUUCCGUAACCUGGAUAUGAUGGAGCAGGAUUUCCUCAUUGAGGGGGACAUUCAGGACUUUGACGGUGAUGAUGAAGAGGGAGAGCUACAGUCAGAAGAAGAUGAGGAAACAAUAAUUGAGUCACCAGACUACCCUGAGACCCCAGAUGAAAAGCUGUCAAAACAGGAGCAACUGCGGAUGAUGCAUCUCCGCAGCCACCUUAACCAGCUCAUGGAAAAGGUUAAACACCACCAUUACAUGACUGCCAAAACAAGUGAUGAGCUGAAGCAGAAUAGGAACAAGAUCUCUGAGUUAGAGGCAGAGAAAGGGAGGGUGAGAGAAGAGCUUCAGACCAGGAACACUGAAGGAAACCAGUCAGCAGUGUACCGUCUCCGCUCCCAACAUGACAAACUCUGCCAGGAGAUACAGGAUGAAAAAGAGGUGGAGAAACUCAUAUGUGAACGACUUGAUAAGGAGGAGUACGAGUUGAACAAGGUGGAGGUGGAGCGAGGCAAGUUUCUUCUGGCAGAAGAUGAGCUGGUCAAGAAAGAGGACCGCCUGGCGAAGGAGAAGACAGACCUGGCUAUACGUAGACUGCGGAAGGAAGAACGUAAGGCUGCCCAGGCUGAACGCAACCUGCGCAACCAACAGAGGUUCCAGUAUGAGACUAUGAAUCAGAAGCAGCAGUUACAGAGAACCCUGGCAGAACAGGCCAUGCAGAGUCAGGAGAAACACAGCAAGUUUGUCUCAGAAACCAUGGUCAAGCUGAAGAAGCGUCAAGAGGAUGAAAACCAGCGGUACAAGGAGGAGAUGAAACGCAAGAUGGACAUGUUGCUUAAACUGAAGUCAGACAUACAGUCAAAUAGGGAAAACUUGAAGGCAUUACGUGCUCGUGACAAAGCAGCAGAAAAACGUGAAGAAGAAAAAUUGGAGCAGGUUAAACAGAAAAUUCUUGAUGAGGGAGGCAAUCCUGACCAGAUACUCCUGGUGCAGAAACGAAUAUCUGAUAUGCAACGGCAGAAAAGCACCUUUGAGCUGGAGCAGAAGGAGCGCCAGGCUGCAAUCAUGGACAAGAUCCUUGCGGAGGAAGAACAGAUGAGGCGUCGCAAGAAACAACAGCCCCUGCUCUGGUCAGAUCCCAAACGGGAACAGACUAAGAUUCUAGGGCCCCCAAAGAAGAAGCCCCUGAAGACAUUUCAAGAGUACACAAAGCUGAGUUCCGAGGAUACAGAUUUCAACCUAGACCUCCAAGAUUCUCUAGAUGAUCAGGGAGAGAAGUAUGACAUGGAGAAGUUUGCACCAGAAAACACAGGAGAGAUAACUAUACCUGAGCAGGGGCGAGAUGAGGCGAGUUCGGACUCCAGUGACGAGGAGGAUCAAGAUGAGACAGCUGUUGACCUUGCAAAGCCUGAGUUUGAGGGGCUAUGGGACCACCACAAGCCUUACACUGUGCCCAAAGAUAUUGACUCCUCUCCACUUAAAACACUGGGUGCUUCCAAGAUGGACAAGGCGAUUAUGUCUGAAGUGUUGGAAAAACACCGGGCAGGGAUAGUGGUGAAGCAGGUAGCUGCAGGGAGGGAGUUUAAGGGCUGUCCAUUCUACAGCAAGCCGGAUGUCAUACACUUCAAGGACUUUGAUGUAGGAAGAUCGUACAAGAAGAAGGUGACACUGACCAAUGUGUCCUACACUGUGAACUAUUGCAAGUAUAUAGACAUCACAGAGAGGCUCAAAGACUUCAUACAUAUACACUUUGACCCUCCUGGACAAAUGUCUGCAGGUCUCACAUGUGAAGUUGUUGUCACAUUUACCCCCAUGAUAAACGAGGACCUGGAGGGGGAGGUGAAGUUCCUGUCACAGACUGGCCCAUUCUCCAUCCCGCUCAAAUGUACCACCAAGAAAUGUGACCUGUCGGUGGACACUGAUGUGAUACAGUUCGGUACAACUGUUAUAGAUGAAACGUUGAAGAGGACCUUCAUGCUCUCCAACAAGGGAGCCUUAGGGACAACUUUUCAAUUCUUCAAAGUAACAGGUGUGAAGGCCAAGACAGCUACAAGCGCUCUGACAUCCCUGGGCAGAAUAACAGUUAAUGAGACAGGCAGCCAUCCACCUUCCCCUGCCCAGGAGACUGAACCAGACAAGUCUAGAAAGGAGACAACAGAAGCAGCUACCACAGAGAAAACGGCCACAGACAAGUCAACAUCAGACAAGGAUAAAACCAGUGAAGAAGAUGGUGUAUCCAAGGAGCCCACAGAGGGUCAAGGUGAAGGUCAGACUGAGGGAGAUCAAGAGGAAGGUCAAGGCCAAGAAGAUGAAGAUCUCCCUGAGGAUGCCUCCCCAGACCUUGCAGUCAGUGAAUAUGAUGACUAUGGGGCAAUAGAUGGAAUGAAAGUGGGGCCAAUUGCUACUGGUGAGAUCCCUGCCUUCUCCUCUGUGAAACUGGAGAUCAUCUGGAACCCUUCACUGUCCGGGAAGGUGGAUUCAGAGUUCCUGGUCAGAUUUAGCGAUCCACUCUCAGAUAGUAUAUCGAUCCGAGCCCUUGGUUCAGCCAUUGAUGUGCCAGUGUGGGUAGAGAGACAGUCUGUAGACUUGAAGAUCUGUAUGUUAGAUAGACUCUACCAGGAUACCAUCAUAGUCAACAACAGGGCCACCACAGCAUUGAGACUGAAGUUUGAAGUAUGUAAGGAGCUAAGAAAUCACCUUGAGCUUCUCCCCAAGACUGGAUACAUCCAAGCACAGUCACAGUUCUCUGCACAACUCAAGUUCCUACCCAGAGCAAGUCUGUUUGAGGAGGGAGGGAAGUAUUUUGACAAGGACACUGGAGUGCUGGAGGCCCCAAUGACCAUAAGAGUGGCUGACCAGACUGCCCCAGUGCCAUUCACAUUAACUGCAGUGGUUACCAACUCGGAAAUGGCAUUUGAUGUCUCUGAGAUCGACUUUGGCUGCUGUACAAUCUACGAGUCCAACAAGACAACCAUCAAACUCACCAACAUGUCUAUCCUGCCACAGGAGUUUGGCUUUGUUGGACAUCCUGAUUAUGUGGAGGUCCAGCCCAAUGAUGGGUUUGGUACGCUGCUACCACUUGAAACUAUAGAGCUAGAUGUCAUCUUUAGUCCCAAGAAGGCCAGAGACUAUAAAUUUGAACUCAACUGUAAAUCACUCAUCAACAGGGAGUUCAAGAUCCAGUGUAAGGGAGUGGGUGUCCACCCACCGCUAGAACUGACCAAUCAGGUGGUUCACUUGAAGGCCACAUCACUGUACGAUGUUUCCACAGCAUCCCUACAUGUGGUCAACUCUCAUACCAGCAUGAACGAGUUUACACAUCCUGUACCAAGGAUCGGCAAAGGAGAGAUAGCCCCUGUAGGCCCCACAUCAUUUGAGUUCAAGGUUCCUGAGGGUGUUCCCAUCACAAUGUCUCCCUCUGUGGGCACCAUACAGCCAGGGGAGAGAUGUCGUGUGGAGGUGAGGUUUGCCCCUACUCUGGAUGAGGAGGAGGUCCGUCGAGAGGCUGUACGGAUGGCCACCAAGCAGAUGGAGGCCCAGGCAGAAACGGAAUACAAGGAGGCCCUGAAGAGGCAACAGGAGGCGGAGGAGGCACAGAAACCUAAGGAAAAUGGGAAUGGUGAAGAUGUAAGUUUGGGAGAUGAUAAGACUGCUCAGGAGAAGGGGGGUAAAAAAGGGGCUGCCCCGGCUAAAGGGGCCCCUCCGAAGGGAAAACAGACCCCCGGCAACACCGUGGUAACAGUGACAGGCCCCACCCCUGUGACUCCUCCAAAACAGGAUGAAAUCACCAAGGACUCUACAGCAUAUGCUUUAGCUGUUGGUUCGUUGUUGCGUCAGUUCAGAGGCAAAUUCCAGUCUGUGACCGUGCCGUGUUUUGUGGCAUCAGGGGAGACAACAAAUCCUGGGGAAUUGCCUUACAGUAUACACAACACCCUGUAUGUGGAGGUCCACUGCCCUAUGGUGAAGCCUGCCUUGGUGGUUAUAUCAGACAGUGGAAAAGCAACCACGGAUUUUGGGGAUGUGUCUCUCGGACAGAAUAUACUCAAGUCUGUCACGAUACAGAACAUCUCCAACAAAACUGUAGAGCUGUCCUCGACUUCGCUGGAUACAACUGGGCCAUUUGAUGUGGUUAAUGCCUUCAGAAUGUUGCCCCCUGAUGCUACACAUACAAUGUUACUGUCAUUUACUCCUACUGCUGGAAGAGUGUUCCAGGAGGUGCUACAUAUACAGUGUGAAAGUGGUGACCUUCACCUGACCUUAGUGGGUAAAGGGGUCAGUCCACUGGUCAGCCUGUCUCCAGCAAUCGCGGAUAAUGGAGUUAUGGAUGUUGGUGCUGUGUUAGCUGGGGAAUAUCUCGAGAAAACAUUCAAGAUGCAGAACACCUCCUCUCUCUCCAUCCAAUACUCCAUCAAGCUUGAGAGUUUGUCCUUGCUUCGGCACGCCCAUGCUCAGGAGUUACCCCCCUUUGUGGCUGGAAAACGGGGCACACUUGUGGGCACACAAAACAACAAUGGGCAAAAUGUGUUUGAUUUGGUUCCUGCAGAGGGGCAUAUUGCUCCAGGCGGUAGUGUGGAGAUUACAUUGACUUUUGCCCCUGACCAUACCAGUGACCUGUACUCAGAUGGAGUGAAAAUAGAACUCUUUGGAAAGGAGGAGUGCCAGUCAUUCCAGAUAAAGGGAACAGCCAAGACCAAGAUCAUGUUUAUAGAUGGAGGGGACCCGCUACAUCCAGAAUUAGAGUCUCUUGCUGUACAAUCACAGCCGCCUCUAGAUGAAGAUGAUCUGAGAUUGCAAAUGCAGCCAGUGCUGGUAACAUUACAAAGUACAGCCCUAGAAGAUAGUUAUGAACCUGCCACACGUGAAAUCUACAUUGGUUGUGUACGAACAAUGGCCGUCAGCCAAAAAAAGGACCCUCCAAAGCCGGGAUAUAAGGACAAAGCAAUAAGGAAUGGAGAGUUUACCUUUGAGAAUGUCCAGGCUUUGACUCAGAAAGGAUUCAACAUCGAUCCACAAAAGGGUAUGGUAGAGGCUGGUGUGCUGAAGCCAGUCACCAUAACAUGGACACCACCACCAGGUUUCAAUCCAAAUGAGGUCUGUGAAGCUGUCGUUGUGGCAACCUUAAAAGGGGACGUAGCCGAGCAGUUACGAAUACUGCUAAGGGCCAUGGUUGUCUCAAAGUGAUCCUGCCACCAGGAGGGAUUGUCUCAACAUCUUUUGAAGGAGUUGUCUCAGAACUGUCCAACAUUUUAGUGACACUGUGAUAUCAAAAUUCCAUCAAAAAUGAAACUGUGAUAUAAACAUUCUGGAAUACUAUGUUCUGAUUUUAAGCAUGGUUUCGCUUUUUGAUAUUCAUCUGUUAACUUUGUGAUCUGUCUAAACAAAAAUGAUUAAUCUAUCUGUGAUAAAAGUAUUGCAAAUGUUUAUGGAUAUCAUUCAUAUAGUUUCAAAUGUUUUAGCUUAUUUAUUUAUAAAACUGCCUUUGUUAAAAAAUUAUGGAGCAAUAAACUCUCAAAACAACAGUA
This is a messenger RNA of Mya arenaria, 5710 nucleotides long. Its product is annotated as cilia- and flagella-associated protein 74-like. The transcript is spliced from 45 exons. NCBI's taxonomy places the organism in Eukaryota, Metazoa, Mollusca, Bivalvia, Myida, Myidae. The record is from RefSeq and is a predicted model, not a curated record. The coding region runs from base 162 to 5369 and encodes 1735 amino acids.